Molecule: messenger RNA, 1856 nt
Organism: Gossypium arboreum
Lineage: Eukaryota; Viridiplantae; Streptophyta; Magnoliopsida; Malvales; Malvaceae
Product: syntaxin-43-like
Exons: 8
Coding region: 431-1411 (326 amino acids)
Biological process (GO): vesicle fusion; vesicle-mediated transport; intracellular protein transport
Cellular component (GO): membrane; SNARE complex; endomembrane system
Molecular function (GO): SNAP receptor activity; SNARE binding
Source: RefSeq, a predicted model, not a curated record
UUCACUGUAGCGUAGGACCCGACCAUACUAAUUGAACCCGACUAAAUUGAAGAUAGAAAAAGUGAUUAAAACAUUAAUCACACUUCUAAUUUGCAACAUUGAGCCUAAUAAAAUUAAAAAAACAAACCGAAAAAAAAAGAAGAAGAGAAAAGUCCCCACGCCAAGCCAACCGUAUCAUUUCUUCUUUGUAGUUUUACUUUAUUGGUAGUUCCUCCUCAGCUUCGCCGGCACUUGACACUGCCGUUCGUCUCCGAUCAACUGCCCACUUAACGGCCAAUUACGUGUCCAUCCCCUUUUUUUGCUUUCUCUAGCUCCGCCAUGACAAAACCUCAAUUUUUAGAUCUCUAAAUUCUAAAUUCUAAAUCUGAAUCUAGAUUUAGAUUCAUUUUUUUUUAAUUUUUAGUUAAAUAUAUAUAUUCGUUUUAGAGCUAUGGCGACGAGGAACAGGUCGCUGCUAUUCAAGAAAUACAGGGAUGCGUUGAAGAGUGUUAGAAUUCCGGCGAGUUCGUCGGCAUCGUCUGCGGCGACCAAGAGCUCCGGUGGAGGACCGGUGAUCGAGCUGGUUAGUACUUCGUUGCUCCAUCCAAAUCGUUCUUAUACUCCUCUAAGUACCGAGGAUCCUGGAAAUUCAAGUAAGGGUGCAGUUACAGUGGGUCUACCACCAGCUUGGGUAGAUGUGUCUGAAGAAAUAGCAGCAAAUGUGCAACGUGCACGGACAAAAAUGGCUGAGUUGGCUAAGGCUCAUGCAAAAGCUUUAAUGCCUUCAUUUGGUGAUGGUAAAGAAGAUCAACGCAUUAUUGAGUCUCUUACCCAUGAGAUAACUAAUCUGUUGAGGAAAUCAGAGAAGAGAUUACAAAAACUCUCUGCAUCUGGACCUUCUGAGGAUUCAAAUGUUAGGAAAAAUGUCCAGCGUCAACUUGCUACUUACCUUCAGAACCUAUCAAUGGAGCUCCGGAAGAAGCAAUCAACUUAUUUGAAGCGCCUCAGGCAGCAAACAGAGGGCCAGGAUGGAGUUGAUCUAGAGAUGAAUAUAAAUGGAAAUAGGUCUUAUGCAGAAAAUGAUGACUUGGAUGAUAUGAUAUUUAGUGAGCAUCAGAUGGCAAAGUUAAAACAAAAUGAGGCACUCACAGUUGAGAGGGAAAGGGAGAUUCAACAGGUUGCGGAGUCUGUAAAUGAGCUUGCUCAGAUUAUGAAAGAUUUGUCAGUUCUUGUGAUUGAUCAGGGUACCAUUGUGGAUAGGAUAGACUACAACAUUCAAAAUGUUGCAACUACAGUUGAAGAAGGCCUCAAACAACUACAGAAGGCAGAAAGAACACAGAAACAGGGAGGCAUGGUGAUGUGUGCUACAGUGCUCGUUAUAAUGUGCUUUGUCAUGUUGGUCCUCCUAAUCCUCAAGGAGAUAAUCUUUUGAUUCGCAUGCAUGUUUUUUUCGUUGAUGAUUUCCAGUUUGACCAGCGGUGAGAGCCCAUUACUUUAGAAUCAGCAAUUUCCUUGGUCAGCAGCAUGAGCAUGGGGGGAUUUUGAAUACCCCCAUAUGCAUACGACUUAACCGUCAUGAUUACUUAUUUUCUUACUCUUCAAUUCUUGGGUUGUUGUCCUUUCAAGAAGAGGAAGAGGCGGGUGUUUGAAUCGCGUUUAGAGGAUUGAUCUAUAAUAGAGUUUAUAAGUUAUGUAUUCUUUUUCCUUGAGAAAGGAAAGGAGCUGAUAUUGAUUCUUUAAAACUCCCUGGGUGGGUAUUUCUAGCUUUAGGGGAUUCCCAUUAGGAGAUGAGGUGUUUGGCUAUAUAUCUAUAUGUAUUACCUUGUAUCAAUUCUUUUAAUUUCAAAGAAAUGGCACAUAAAUCCACAUUGUAAUAA